This is a messenger RNA of Lactuca sativa (garden lettuce), 436 nucleotides long. Lineage: Eukaryota; Viridiplantae; Streptophyta; Magnoliopsida; Asterales; Asteraceae. The record is from RefSeq and is a predicted model, not a curated record.
AUCGGCAAUGUUGGAGCAGAAGAAAUCAUAUGAUAGAUUGUUGAAGUUGGCCUUUGAUGAAAAGGGAGAUAAUGAAAAGCUUCACAAUAAAAUCAUCGAGCUUCAAAAGAAGAUUGAUGAUAAGGAACUAGAGAUCAACCAAUUGAAGGGAGCCAUGGAUGCAAUGAAAAAAGACUCGACUGAUGAGAAUGUCGAAGAAGAUUGUUUCAUUUCAAAAAGAUCUGAUGGAAAAAAGAAAAGGAAAGGAGGUUGAAGAUGACUACAACAAGGUGGAUGAUGAGUUAGAGUUUAGAGACCCUGAAAUUGUGUGUUUAUUGAUGAUGGUUUUUUGUGGCUUCAUUUGGACCCUAUAUUGAUGUGUUUUUGUAUAAAGGAUCUACUUAGGUUGUUAUUGAAGAUAUUCUGUAUCGAACAAUGAUCACUCAUAUUAAGAACA